CGCUGGCUCCGCACUAACACAUACCUCCCUCCUCUCUCUGUGUUUCCUCUUGAAAAAAAGGGAUUACUAAAUUCUGCCUUUCAGCCGUAUCAAUCAUCUUUUUGAAACCUGCUGCUGUGAGAUGACAGCUGGAAGAAGUGACAUACGGAUUGUGAGCGCCGCUUCUGACAGCUGAGCUCCUUCGGCAAUGCCACAGCCCAGUCUCCGAUGAGAGGAUGAGAACCUACACCCGCGGGGCGCCCACUGUCUUCUUCAUAAGUCUUCUGUGGCCCCUGCUCUCUCCGGCAGCUGUAGCCGAGGUGGACCCCAGCGGAGGAAUCCCCUUCAUGGGGGGCAACUACAAUGGUCAUCCCAUGCUGUACUUCAGCCGUGGGGAUGUGGAACAGCUGCAGUACGCAGCUGCGGGGACUCACCGAGAGAUGGCGAGACGAAUCCGUGAGGCCGGGGAGACCAUGCUAGAGCACCCCGAGGAGUACCUGCCCCCCUGGAGCCCGGCCGAGUUCAGCGCCCGCUGGAAUGAGGUUUAUGGAAACAACCUGGGCGUCCUGUCCAUGUUCUGCCUGCUGUACCCACACAGGGCCGGGGCCCUCGAUCUGGUCAAGGACUACAUGGAGAGGAUGGCAGCCCAGCCUAGUUGGCUUGUUAAAGACGCUCCCUGGGAUGAAGUUCCUCUUGCACACUCUUUAGUUGGAUUUGCCACUGCCUACGACUUCCUGUAUGAGUACUUGAACAAGGGCCAGCAGGAACGUUUCCUGCAGGUGAUCGGCAACGCAUCACGCCUGAUGUAUGAGAAGUCCUACGUCCGAGGGUGGGGGUUUCAGUACCUACACAACCAUCAGCCUACCAACUGUGUGGCUCUGCUCACAGGAAGUCUGGUUUACAUGAUGCAGGGUUACCUUCAGGAGGCCUACCUGUGGACAAAGCAAGUCCUGUCCAUCAUGGAGAAGUCCAUGGUUCUCCUGCAGGAUGUGACCGACGGUUCCCUGUAUGAAGGAGUAGCAUAUGGGACUUACACCACCCGCUCUCUCUUCCAGUACAUGUUCCUGGUGCAACGCCACUUUGCCAUCGGCCACUUCGACCACUCUUGGCUACUUAAACACUUUGCCUUUCUGUACAGGACCAUCCUGCCCGGAUUUCAGCGAACUGUAGCAAUUGCAGAUUCCAACUAUAACUGGUUCUACGGGCCAGAGAGCCAGCUGGUAUUUUUGGACCGCUAUGUGUUGCGUAAUGGCAGUGGAAACUGGCUGGCAGAUCUGAUUCAUCAAAACAGGGUAAUGGAAGGGCCGGGGCAAGCUGGAAAAGGCCAGCGAUGGUGUACUCUCCACACAGAGUUCAUUUGGUAUGACCCAGGCCUGGUCCCCAAACCCCCAUCAGAUUUUGGAACACCCAAGCUCCACUACUUUGAGGACUGGGGCGUGGUAACAUAUGGAAGCGCUUUACCCGUCAAAACCAACAGCUCUUUUCUGUCCUUCAAGUCAGGGAAGCUGGGGGGACGUGCCAUCUUUGACAUUGUUCAUAAGAACAAGUACAAAGAGUGGAUUAAAGGGUGGAGGAACUUUAAUGCCGGCCACGAACACCCUGAUCAGAACUCUUUCACGUUUGCGCCCAACGGUGUCCCGUUCGUCACUGAGGCACUCUAUGGACCAAAGUAUACCUUGUUAAACAAUGCAGUUUUGUUUAGCUCAGCCUUCUCAGGGAGUUGCUUUAAGCCAUGGGCUGGACAGGUUACAGAAGCCUGUGAUUCCAAGUGGUUAAAGUACAAGAUGGGGCCAGCUGCUGAUGCUCAGGGGAGAGUGGAAGCUGCUAUAGAGAGGAAGGGCAUGAUCUUUAUCCGAGGAGAAGGACGUUCUGCUUACAAUCCAGAACUGAAGAUCAGGAAUGUCCAGAGGAACCUGCUCCUUCUUCAUCCACAGCUCCUGCUUGUUGUCGACCACAUCCACCUGGAUCCUGACAGCCCCGUCCGUGCCAUGAGUGCCUUCUUUCACAACACGGAGCUGCCAUUCCAAGGUACAAAGGUAGAUGGUGUUCAUGGAGCGUUUAUAUCACACGGGGAGGAUAAAUAUAAGAUGUUCUGGAUGGACGACACAAACUACAGUAACAAAGGGGUGGUAGGCUACUGGAAUUACCCUCGAGGAUACCCUUAUAAUGGCUCCAACUAUGUGAAUGUCACAAUGCCAUUGAGGUACCCUCACACUAGGAUGGCCUACAUUUUCUUUGGACCAGGUGUGGAUGUGCAGAGCUUUAGCCUGCGUGGAGAUAAUGAGAGGGUGGAUAUCUACCUGGCCACCAAGAAACACAUCUACACAAUUUACCUGUUGACUGCAGAGGUCACCAGCAAGCCACUUUUUGCCAUGGUGCUACUGGACAACGAGAAGAUCGUAUUUGAGAAGGAAGCAGCUGAGGUUAGCAGCUUUCCAGAGGAAGUGGAGGAAUACGUCAGCCUAAUGGAGGACAACCUCCAACACGUCAAGCCCGUCUUCCAGCAGAUGGAGAGGCACAUCCUUGGACGCGUCCUCAACACCGUCAGCUUCCGAAAGACAGCAGAGCGCCUCCUCCAGUUCACUGACAAGAAGAAGACGGAGGAAGCCAUUGAGAAGAUGUUCGCUAUGUCCAGAAAACAGAGCAAAGGUAAGGGGGGGAAGAGAGUGAACCUCGGAGACAAGCUCUCAGAGACUCUACCUGACAUUUUUGCACAGAUUGAGGUGAACGAAAAGAAAGAGAGACAGAGAACUUCAAAGCGCACAUAUGAUGACAGUCCAGAAGAGGGCGAUGCAGAUACGCGAGCCUUUGUGGAUUACGCGGACAGCCGCAAGAACAGAAAGGGGGGCUUUUUUAAGGGUCGCAAAUUCAAGGAAGUUCACAUGGUCGCCACAGCAGGAAGCGACAGUUUACCCAGCACGGCUUCCUACAUACGCCUGUUCCUCCUCCUGAACAUGGCCACCUUCUUUUUACUGCUGGCUGUACUGCUGACUCGCUUUAAGAGGGGUCGGAGUCUGUACACACAGAGAUGUUUCUACAGCAUCCUUCUGAUCGACUGCUUCAUCCUGCUGUACCUCUACUCCUCCUGCUCUCACACGCAGUGCUGACAUCACGAGUGUACUGAGCACGCCAGCUGAUCCGUGUGCAGUUUGAAUGACCUCACACCUCACUCUGAGCCAGGUCUUAUGACAGGAUAGUAAGGCCACUGUUCCAUAAAACAGAACUGAGAUUUCAAGAAAAAAAAAUGGGAAAAAGGUGGAAUGUUCAAAGAUUAAUUUUACAAGAAAAGUGUUGAUGGUGUGAGACAAAGUUAAAUCACAAAUCCAGCUUCCAUCACAUAGUAUGAGCAUCUUGUAACAUUACAGCUGGUAUCAGUCAGGCAAGUUUUGCUCCUAAUCUCAUGAUUUCUAGCGCAUCUUAUUAUCACCUGUAUUGUUGUAAUAUCACAACUUUUGCUUUUAUUCUCACGAGUGUGUAAUAAUUCCAAAGCCAAGAAUGAAAUCAUGGUACAAACAUUCACCAUAACAUCUUCUCGUACUGCGAUACCCACAUGGAGCUGUAAACGCCAAGUUAAAGAGUGCUAGGCUGGUGAAAGCUGUAAUGAUGUCAGACUGCUCAGGUAAAUAAUGAACUUGAAAUACAGAAUCAGAAUAAUAGAGAGUUUGUUUGUGGUGUGUUUAUUUUUUAUUUCAAGCACAAAGAGAAAGCAGCAUAUAUGUGCCAGUGGGAGGGCACUAAAGGUAUCCACGGUGUACUUUCAGCUCCUCCCUUAUUUCCACAGUGGAUGGAUCCAUGUUUUGAUUAGGCACAGAAUUUAUACCAGAUUUUACUCUUAUUUUUUAAUUUUUAUAUGUAUAAAAAACAGUUAAUGGUAAUGUUAGAUAAUUAAUUUGCAUGAGCUAAUUUAAUGUUUGUUGCUUUUUUCUGAGAAACAUUCCCUGACUCAGGAUUGGCAGAGAGUCAGCUUUGUGAAACACUGGCAGAAACGUUAAACCCCGCCCCCACCCACAUAUACUUCUAAUAAUUUGUUUUAUUUGAAUAAAAACAACUUUUUAGCAUUUGAAGAUUUUUAUUUGAACUUUUUUGCGUACAAAACAAUCUUGGAAUGUUGACUUUAAUGUUGUGAUAUAAAUCUUAAAGUUCUGUACUUACACAGCCCAAAAUCACACAUUUACCUCAGGGCUACUUAAUGAUUACUGGUCUAUAGAUCAGGACUGCAUUCUGGUAAUGAGUGUAUACUUAUGGGAAAAAACAGUAGUCUUUUUUUUUGUCAUCUCACAGAAAAAUCAUAGUAUGAGACAUGCAGUAUACAUAAACAUUUACUGUAAGAGUUUUGUCUUUUCCAUGUGGGUAUUUCUGAAGUCUCUGACUGUUUCUAACAGUGGCUUUAAUUCUGUGGGAUGUAAUGAGUGUCUGUUUAGGAAAAGCAGUGAUUCCAAGUAGGAAUGUUUGAAUUGCCAAGAUAAGAGGAGACGACCUCUAAUAUAAUAAGCUUCUGUGGAGCUUUAGAGAUCUGUGUGAAGUACACUGAGGUGUUCUCAACUACAAUGCCAUCUCCACAUUUGUACUUGAGAUUUGUCUUGCUCUACACAAUUGAUAGCAACACUUGUAAAUGUAUAUAUUUUAUGUUAAAGCGAAAAUAUAUUUUUUGGUCUCUCUUUUUUUACCAUUUGUAAAUAAAGUUAGAACAUGCAGAAGUUUCAA
Molecule: messenger RNA, 4683 nt
Organism: Neolamprologus brichardi
Lineage: Eukaryota; Metazoa; Chordata; Actinopteri; Cichliformes; Cichlidae
Gene: dse
Product: dermatan sulfate epimerase
Molecular function (GO): chondroitin-glucuronate 5-epimerase activity
Source: RefSeq, a predicted model, not a curated record